This is a messenger RNA of Acytostelium subglobosum LB1, 621 nucleotides long. RefSeq lists its product as hypothetical. The coding region runs from base 1 to 621 and encodes 206 amino acids. The record is from RefSeq and is a predicted model, not a curated record. Gene Ontology annotation, cellular component: nucleus; elongin complex. The transcript is spliced from 5 exons. NCBI's taxonomy places the organism in Eukaryota, Evosea, Eumycetozoa, Acytosteliales, Acytosteliaceae. Gene Ontology annotation, biological process: transcription elongation by RNA polymerase II.
AUGAACUAUGACUCUGGCAAAGAUAACAGACUUAUUAAAAACCCAGUUAGUUUAGGUGGCUUUGUUCCAACACUUCAAGAUAUAUGUUUAAAUAAGAUCAAAGAGAAUAUAGAUAGCAUCAAGAAUAUCGGACUCAUCAAUAAUGAGUUGUUGAUCAGAGUGUUUGAGAAAUGCACUCCGAGUCAACUAGGUGCACUUGAGCGCAAGCUUUCACAUAGAGAGAUUGAUACAGGCUUCAUUUGGAGGAGGUUCUGCGUUGUAGAGUUCAAUGUGGAGACUUUGGAACAUGGCGUAGGAUCAUGGAAGGCUUAUUACAAUAAACUUCAGAAUGAUUACCAGGAGAGAACAACAAGGAGUAUAAGAGCAUUGAGAUCACAGUAUAACGAGAAGGAGAAUGAGAAAAAGUCCAAACAGAUCAAGGUCAUCUCAAUGCCAGACAAUAGGCCAAGAGCAAGUGGCGGCGGCGGUGGCGGUAGAUCCUAUUCAUCUUCUUCUUAUUCAGUUGGCAGAAGUUCAUCGUCAUCACCCAAGGCCAGUACAAGCAGACAAGCGCCUGCUGCCAGCACAACUGGAAAGUUGAUGGCCAAGGUUCUAAAGGAGCACAGGAGGUCAAAGAACUGA